This is a messenger RNA of Dictyostelium purpureum, 315 nucleotides long. RefSeq lists its product as uncharacterized. The coding region runs from base 1 to 315 and encodes 104 amino acids. Lineage: Eukaryota; Evosea; Eumycetozoa; Dictyosteliales; Dictyosteliaceae. The transcript has a single exon. The record is from RefSeq and is a predicted model, not a curated record.
AUGCAAAUAGAGCAUUCACAAAGACAACAACCAGAAAGAGAAAGAAUGAAUAUUGAGCAUCAAGAUAGACAUCCAAGAAGACAACAAACAAGAGAAAUAAUUCAAUUGCAACAACCAGAAAGAAUACAAAUAGAGUAUUCAGAAAGAAGACAAGCAAGAGAAAGUACCCAAAAUUUAUCAAUGCAAAGAAUGGAAACAGAACAUUCAGAAAGGGUACAAAGAGAAAACUAUUUAAGAGAACAACUAUUAAGACAAACAAUAGAAAGAGAGCAACAAGCAAGAGGACAUACCCAAAGAAGAAAUAGAAGAUCAUAA